Neolamprologus brichardi is the source of this 1639-nucleotide messenger RNA. Its product is annotated as calmodulin-1. The record is from RefSeq and is a predicted model, not a curated record. NCBI's taxonomy places the organism in Eukaryota, Metazoa, Chordata, Actinopteri, Cichliformes, Cichlidae. Gene Ontology annotation, cellular component: myosin II complex. Gene Ontology annotation, molecular function: calcium ion binding.
GAGCCAUACUCACAGGUCUUUGCGGAGGAAUACCGUGAGAGCUGUGCGGCGGUGCUUUGUCCUGCGUACCCGCCCCCAAGCAGCAGCCAGCCCUCCUGCUCUGUGGCGACCGUCCAUUUCCCUCUGUUCCCCCGUAGCGUUAGCAGACCCGCUGUUGGAACUCCGCACAGACAUGGCUGACCAACUAACAGAAGAGCAGAUUGCUGAGUUCAAGGAGGCCUUCUCCCUGUUCGAUAAAGACGGAGAUGGUACCAUUACCACGAAGGAGCUGGGCACUGUCAUGAGGUCACUGGGUCAAAACCCGACCGAGGCAGAACUCCAGGAUAUGAUCAACGAGGUGGAUGCUGAUGGCAACGGGACUAUCGACUUCCCCGAGUUCCUGACAAUGAUGGCGAGGAAGAUGAAGGACACUGACAGUGAGGAGGAGAUCAGGGAGGCAUUCAGAGUCUUUGAUAAGGAUGGAAAUGGCUACAUCAGUGCAGCAGAGCUGCGUCAUGUGAUGACUAACCUGGGAGAGAAGCUGACAGACGAGGAAGUAGACGAGAUGAUCAGGGAAGCAGACAUCGACGGGGACGGACAGGUCAACUACGAAGAAUUUGUCCAGAUGAUGACCGCCAAGUGAACUGGGCUCGCGUUAACGACAAAGAAUCCGUCAAAAGUUUCACUUACCUCUUAUUGCAAAAAUCUACAUUUAAUCAUACUGUUCUGUAUCAACAACUUAAACUGAAUGUUCAAAAUCUCAGAUCUGUCCAUAUUAAACAAGUUCACAAAAAGGAAAAAAAAAACAAAACUAACUGAAUCUGCAUGUACUGGCUUGUACCCCCACCUUUCUGUCCCACUCCCCUCUCCCAUCUCAGCGCCGAGCUGCCCAAUCAGAUCUCAACUCAACAGCCGAGCGGUCGCCGCGCAGCUGGCUUCCUGACGUCACUGCGAUGUUUCGGGACGGCCGUUCGCCUUUCUUCCUCGACUUCCUGUCUUCUUUCAUUUCUGUUCUUCAUGCAUGAGGCUUUUCGUGGGUUAGCGUCGAGAGCACAGCAGGAGAAAGCAGUCGGUGGUCCUCAGGUCGGCCUAGGAGGUGUUGGUUAGCUGAGCGAAGGAAGAGGCUUUUAGUUUGCUUACCUGAGUGAAGUCAGAUAUUUUUAAGAAAAGCAUAAAAAUAGAAUAAAUAAGAAGUCAUUUUAGAUCUUGUGUUUCGGGCAUGUCACUUUUCCUUCGUGUGUUCACCUUUUGUUCAAGGCGGGGUGACGAUUUUGAGCCAUGUUGGGCGGCGAGUGUGUCGUAGGGUUUCAGGGCGGUUGGUUAAAGAUGAUCGACGUACACAAGCAGCUUUUGAUGCAACAUUCAGUAAACAAAUGGUUUUAGAUUAACAGGAAGUGAUGAAAGAAAAUAAUGUCAUUGCCUCAAAUGCUGUGUGCGUACACGAGUUCACUUUAGUGGGGACGGGGGUCGGUGCUUUGCGGUGUUUCUAUCUUCUGUUUGUGCGUGUGCGUGCGUGCGUGUGGGUGUGUGUAUGGGUGCGGCGAGGCCCGGCCCAGUCCAGCUGUUCUGUUUGGUUCAGUUGAUCUGCAUUCCAAGAUGUACAUGCUCGUCUUUACAUUUUGUUUUUCCAAUAAAAACACAAACAUGAACUGAGAUGCCA